This is a messenger RNA of Caenorhabditis elegans, 1839 nucleotides long. RefSeq names its product Putative phospholipase B-like 2 (gene F09B12.3). The record is from RefSeq and is marked reviewed. The transcript is spliced from 9 exons. NCBI's taxonomy places the organism in Eukaryota, Metazoa, Nematoda, Chromadorea, Rhabditida, Rhabditidae. Gene Ontology annotation, molecular function: glycerophospholipase activity. Bases 1 to 1749 code for a protein of 582 amino acids. Gene Ontology annotation, cellular component: extracellular region.
AUGACAAGACUGAUAAGAAGUAAGAAACAAUUUUUGAUAAGAAGCUUACACUCGGUAUUCUACUACCUCGGCAGUUUGCUCCACAGCACAUUCGAGAUGAAUGUGUUUAUUGGCUUACUGCUAGCCACUGUUGUAGCUUCUCAAAGCUCGGAAGGACGCGAUGAGAGCUACACUUACAAGCAACUUUGCAUAGUGGACGAUAAGCCUCAAGUUCUUGAUGGAUUCGACUGCCGCAACCAAGUUGCUGUCGCCAGAUGGCAAAACGCUGUGAACACAACUGGCUGGACUUUCCUGGAAGUCGAAACCAAGGAGAACUACUGCCCACAACUUCAAGCCUACUCUGCUGGAUAUCUUGAAGGACUACUUUCCAAGACAGUGCUCACCUACCAUCUCAAGAAUGCUCAGGAAGAUUAUUGCAAGAACUUCACUGGAUAUUGUUCCAGACUCUCAGACUUCCUCACUGAGAACCAAAAAUGGAUUCAAAGCAGUUUGGAGACCGUCGCCCCGGAUGAUCUCUACUGGGGAGCUGUCAACAGAACCUACCACCAAGUUUCUGGACUUAUUGAUGCCUAUGAAGGACGCGAGUUCAAGCCAAGAAUUACCUACGAGCUUCACCCGAUUCUCUAUUUGAACUUGAACGGAGAUUUCUAUGAUUUGGAGAAGAAAUUGAACAAGACCAGAGAUCCAGCUUUUGAGCAAACCGGUGGAAAGUGCUCCGGAUUGAUCAAGGUCGCUCCAGGAAAUGCAGAUCUUUUCAUCUCUCAAGUAACAAUGUCAGGAUUCCAAAAUAUGCUCAGAGUUAUUAAGCUUUACAAGUUUGGAUAUGACCGUCAGUUCUACCCAGGAUACGCUUCAUCCUUCUCCUCGUACCCAGGUCUUUUGUACUCAUCAGACGACUUUGCACUUCAAACUUCUGGAUUGGCUGUCAUCGAAACCACUAUCAGUGUCUUCAACACUUCUCUUUUCGAGAAUACAAAGCCAGUCGGCCAACUUCCAACAUGGAUCCGAGCUAUUGUCUCCAACCAACUUGCUCGUGACGCUAGAGAAUGGUGCAAACUCUACUCUUUGUACAACUCCGGAACCUACAAUAACCAAUGGGCAGUUCUUGACUACAAGAAGUUCAAGCCAAAUCAGCCACUUCCAAAGAAUGGACUUUUCUACGUCUUGGAACAAAUGCCUGGAAAGAUUGUUUACUCCGAUCUGACCUGGUUCGUCGAGAAGUACUCGUAUUUCCCGUCCUACAACAUUCCAUUCUUCAAGGAGAUCACUGAAAUUUCCGGAUUUAUCGGACAAGCCGCUAAGAUGGGAGACUGGUUCAAAUGGGGAGCAUCUCCCAGAGCAAAGAUCUUUGAAAGAGAUCAUGGCAAUGUUCACGACUUGGAUUCGCUCACUGCUCUCAUGAGAUACAACGACUAUAAGAAUGAUGAAUUCUCCAAGUGCAAGUGCAACCCACCAUACUCUGCUGAAGCUGGCAUUUCUGCUCGUGGAGAUUUGAAUCCAGCUAAUGGAACAUACGAGUUCCCAGGACAAGGACACGUUAACCACGGAGCUCUUGAUUACAAGGGUACAAAUGUUGAGUUGAUGAAGAAGUUGCAAUUUGUCGCACAAGGAGGGCCAACAUGGGGCAAGGUUCCAUCUUUCAAGUGGUCUGAGUUUGACUUUAAAGACAAGGUCAACCACGUCGGACACCCAGACGAAUGGAAGUUCAACACAUUGGUGCACAAAUGGGAAACUGAAAUCAAUGCUUAAAAUCGUCAUAUCACUCUUACAUUAAUUGAUGAAUUAACUCUCAUUUGCCUUCAUUUUUCACAUAGUUGUUACUAAAGUAUUGUUUGUUCU